AUGAACGAAGCCUAUCAUAUUGGACCUUCCAAUGUCCAAGAAAGUUAUUUAAGGAUCGAUAGGCUGAUCGAUGUGGCCAAACGGGCUCGAGUGGAUGCCAUUCAUCCAGGUUACGGUUUCUUGUCGGAAAGUAUUGAGUUCGCCCAAGCCUGUUCGGAUGCGAACCUCAUUUUUGUUGGUCCUCCUGUCACAGCCAUUCGAGAUAUGGGAAUAAAAAAUCUCAGUAAAUCGAUCAUGGCUGAAGCUGGUGUACCUGUAAUCCAAGGCAAGUCGCUUUUCCGUCAGCGUACGGUAUACUGCAUCGUAUUUUCUUUUUGUUCCAUGAAACGCCACGAAAAUGUGGUAUCGGACGCGUACAACAUUUUCGGCGACUUCCUGUUAUCACUAAAAAUUGUAACUGCUCCUAUGCACACAUAG
Molecule: messenger RNA, 417 nt
Organism: Echinostoma caproni
Lineage: Eukaryota; Metazoa; Platyhelminthes; Trematoda; Plagiorchiida; Echinostomatidae
Source: the annotation of a GenBank genome assembly